CACAGACAAAAUUUUGUCAUACAAAAACAACCUUACAUAAAUCUUUACGGAGUAAGAAACAUUAAAAACCGGUUUACAUAUUUCUUUGUGUUCUAGCUCAUGGCGAUUUUUCCAGAUAAGCCGUAUGAGGCAAACAACCCACAUAACAUCAUGAUAACGUUGUCACCAUUUGACGUCGAUAUGAGUACUACGAUCAUGAUGCCAAAAGCGUUACUAGAAACCAAUUUAUUUCCUUUCAUGGAGAUAAGUACUCUCGUCGAACUGUUACAAGUUCCCAACAAGCCAAAGAUGAUUGGAAUUUAUGAUAUUGAUAGUAAAAUUACAACAUUUGUUAUCAUAAAAAAAGAUGGAAAUAAUUUUAAAUUUCAUGGAUGGAAUGAUAUUCUCCUACGAAAACAUUACAAAGCAGGCGAUACUAUUGCAUUUUGGUGGGAUCUUCGUCAUACUAGACUUAAUUUCAAACAGGUUGCUUAGUUGAUGGAGCGGAUCGUCACAACUUCAUUUCUCGAAUAUGUAUACCGGGUUUGUUUGAUCGAGUCUAGUUAAUUAGUUGUUGUUUUAUUAUGUUGGUUUAAUUCCUAUUUCUACAGAACAUGUUUUUCUCUUAUA
Arabidopsis lyrata subsp. lyrata is the source of this 609-nucleotide messenger RNA. RefSeq names its product B3 domain-containing protein At4g05630. Lineage: Eukaryota; Viridiplantae; Streptophyta; Magnoliopsida; Brassicales; Brassicaceae. The transcript has a single exon. The record is from RefSeq and is a predicted model, not a curated record. The coding region runs from base 100 to 474 and encodes 124 amino acids.